AUGAAGAAGCUGUGUGGUUUCACUAUUUUCUUUUUUCUUCUGAAUUUUUCUCUCAUCUUGUGCUGUUUGACUGAACUCAGUUGCUUUUGGAGGAUAAAUAAUAGUGAAGAUAAUGAUGGGCAUUUGAGAAGUGACUGUGGUUUUACUCUUUAUACAUUCGAGGAAGCUUUUGAAGACAAUAAUUGUAAUGAACUUACUUCUUUAAGAAUACAAAAAAGAAAAUCUGAGUUUCUUCUGGUAAUGAUUUUUGCUGCUGAGGAGAUCAACAAGAAUCCUUAUCUUUUACCCAACAUGUCUUUGAUAUUUGACAUCAUUGUUGGCCUAUGUGGAGAUACAUUGGGACUUCUGGAUUUAGUAUAUUCACAACAAAACCAUAGUUUGGAUUUUAUUAAUUAUAUCUGUGGAUUAGAUCCAACGUGUGGUGCAGACAUUAUAGGACCAUCAUGGAAAUCAUCCUUAAGACUAGCACUUUAUUCUAGGACACCAACGGUUUUCUUUGGACCAUUUAAUCCGAACCUAAGUGACCAUGACCAGUUGCCCUUUGUCCAUCAGGUAGCCACGAAGGACACCCAUUUGUGUUAUGGCAUGGUCUCCUUGAUGCUUCAUUUUAGAUGGACUUGGAUUGGACUGAUCAUCUCAGAUAAAGACCAGGGUAUUCAGUUUCUCUCAGACAUGAGAGAAGAAAUGCAAAGGCAUGGGAUCUGUUUACCUUUUGUGAAUGUGAUCCCAGAAAACACGCACUUAUACAUGACAAGGGCUAAGGUAUAUGAUGAACAAAUUACAACAUCAAGAGCAAGGGUUGUUAUCAUUUAUGGUGACACGAACUCUACUGUAGAAAUCAGCUUUAGAAGAUGGGGAUAUUUAGGUGCUCAGAGAAUCUGGAUCACAACCUCACAAUGGGAUGUUAUCACAAAUAAAAAAGAUUUCACCCUUGAUUUCUUCCAUGGGACUGUCACUUUUGCACACCACAAAUGUGAGACUGCUAAACUUAGGAAUUUUAUGCAAACAAUUGACACUGAGAAAUACCCCGUAAGCAUUUCUGACUCUGUCCUGGGGUGGAAUUAUUUUAAUUGUUCAAUCUCUAAGAACAGCAAUAAAAUGAUUCCUUUUACAUUCAUCAACACAUUGGAAUGGACAACACUGCACAAAUAUGACAUGGUCCUGAGUGAUGAAGGUUAUAAUUUGUAUAACGCGAUUUAUGCUGUGGCCUACACCUACCAUGAACUCAUUCUUCAACAAGUAGAGUCUCAGAAAAUGGCAGAACCCAAGGGAGUAUUCAUGGACUGUCUGCAGAUGGCUUCCUUGUUGAAAACCAGGGUAUUUACUAACCCUGUUGGAGAACUGGUGAACAUGAACCAUAGAGAAAAUCAGUGUGAAGGGUAUGACAUUUUCAUCAUUUGGAAUUUUCCACAAGGCUUUGGAUUAAAAGUGAAAAUAGGAAGCUAUUUUUCUUGUUUCCCACAGAGUCAACAACUUCACAUAUCUGAAGACCUGGAGUGGGCCACAGGAGGAACAUCAGUGGGUAUACCACAGGUUCCCUCCUCUAGGUGUAGUGUACCAUGUACUGCUGGAUUCAGGAAAAUUCAUCAGAAAGAAACAGCAGACUGCUGCUUUGAUUGUGUCCAGUGCCCAGAAAAUGAGGUUUCCAAUGAAACAGAUAUGGAACAGUGUAUAAGGUGUCCAGAUGAUAAGUAUGCCAACUUACAGCAAACCCACUGCCUCCAAAGAUCUGUGUCCUUUCUGGCUUAUGAAGAUCCAGUGGGGAUGGCUCUAGCCUGCAUGGCUCUGUCCUUCUCGACCAUCACAAUUCUAGUACUUGUCAUUUUUGUGAAGCACAAGGAUACUCCUCUUGUGAAGGCCAAUAACCGCAUUCUCAGUUACAUCCUGCUCAUCUCCCUCAUCUUCUGUUUUCUUUGUUCAUUGCUCUUCAUUGGACAUCCCAACCAGGCCACCUGCAUCCUGCAGCAAACCACAUUUGGAAUAUUUUUCACAGUGGCUAUUUCUACCGUGUUGGCCAAAACAAUAACUGUGGUCCUGGCUUUCAAGCUUACUACUCCUGGGAGAAAGAUGAGAGGGAUUAUAACAACAGCACCUAAGUUGGUCAUCCCCAUUUGUACCAUGAUCCAACUUGUUCUCUGUGGAACCUGGUUGGUAACAUCUCCUCCCUUUAUUGACAGAGAUAUACAAUCUGAAUAUGGGAAGACUGUCAUUAUUUGCAACAAAGGCUCUGUCAUUGCUUUCCACUUUGUCCUGGGAUACUUGGGUUUCUUGGCUCUGGGGAGCUUCAUUGUGUCUUUCUUGGCUAGGAACCUUCCUGACAGAUUCAAUGAAGCCAAGUUCCUAACUUUCAGCAUGCUGGUGUUCUGCAGUGUCUGGAUCACCUUCCUCCCUGUCUACCACAGCACCAUGGGAAAGGUCAUGUUAGUUGUGGAGGUCUUCUCCAUCUUGGCUUCAAGUGCUGGGUUGCUAGGGUGUAUUUUUGUCCCAAAGUGUUAUGUUAUUUUAUUGAGACAAGAUUUAAAUUCUGUUCAGAAAUACAAAGAUAAAUUUCAUCAUUGA
Arvicanthis niloticus (Nile rat) is the source of this 2559-nucleotide messenger RNA. Lineage: Eukaryota; Metazoa; Chordata; Mammalia; Rodentia; Muridae. The record is from RefSeq and is a predicted model, not a curated record.